Talaromyces marneffei is the source of this 1188-nucleotide messenger RNA. RefSeq lists its product as uncharacterized. The transcript is spliced from 2 exons. The record is from RefSeq and is a predicted model, not a curated record. Gene Ontology annotation, cellular component: membrane. Gene Ontology annotation, biological process: transmembrane transport. Lineage: Eukaryota; Fungi; Ascomycota; Eurotiomycetes; Eurotiales; Trichocomaceae. Gene Ontology annotation, molecular function: transmembrane transporter activity. The coding region runs from base 1 to 1188 and encodes 395 amino acids.
AUGUCUGAGUAUCACGGAAGUGAGAAGGAGGUUGCUCCCACACGGCCUGAAGCCGCGGUUCUUUCUGGGGAAGAGAAGAACCAGCAGGCGCACUCUGUUGCUGAGUCGACGGACAACAGCGACCGCCAGCAGGAGCCUGAGCAAAAGGGACGAUUGGCGCGAAUGUUCACUUACAUGAAGACGCGCGACUUUUGGAUUGUGAUAAUUCUUGGACAAAUGAUCGCUUUGGCCAAUAUUAGCUCGUCCACGUUCUCGGCCCUUCUCUCCAACAAAGGCACCAGCAUCCCGGCUUUCCAGACCUUGUGGGUCUACAUCCUGCUCAAUUUGACCUAUACCAGCAUUACCAUCUACAAAUACGGCUUCAAGAAAUGGUUCCGCCUUCUCUACACCGAUUGCUGGAGAUAUUUCAUCCUUUCCUUCUUGGACGUUGAGGGCAACUACUUCAUGGUUCUUGCAUACCGUUAUACCUCGCUUCUGAGCGCCGAGUUGUUCAGUUUCUGGACUAUUAUCGUUAUUGUCGUCAUCUCCUUCAUCUUCUUGCACAUCCGGUAUCACAUCACCCAGUACCUCGGUGUUUUCGUCGCCUGCGGUGGAAUGGGUCUCUUGAUUGCUUCUGACUACCUCCGUGGCGCCAACUACCCUGCUGCCGAUCAAUUGAAAGGUGAUCUGUUCGCUCUUCUGGCCAGCUCCAUCUACGCCUUCAGCAACAUGUUCGAAGAAUACAUGGUCUCCAAGCGCCCCAUGUACGAGGUCAUUGGUCAAAUGGGCUUCUGGGGCAUGUUUAUCAACGGUGUGCAAUGCGCCAUCUUCGAUCGCGGCUCAUUCAACGGCGCUGUCUGGGACGGACAAGUCGGCGGUUAUAUCGUUGGUUACACGAUCGUCCUCUUCAUCUUCUACACCCUCGCCCCCAUCUUGCUGCGUAUCUCGUCUGCGACGUUCUUCAACAUUUCGUUGUUGACUAUGAAUUUCUGGGGAUUGAUUAUUGGUAUCCAGGUUUUCCACUACUCGGUCCACUUUUUGUAUCCGAUUGCUUUCGUCAUGGUAGUUCUCGGUUUGUUCGUGUACUUUAUCGGCGAGGGUAAAUUCGGUGAAUCUUUCAAGCCUUGGUUGGGCAAGGACCAGGAACUUGGCGUUGAUGGUAUUGGUACCGGUCGUCGUGCACAGGAAACUGGUCAUGCAAUCGUUUAA